AUAAAAUUUCUUGAGUCCCAAAGCAAAAUUCAAAUAGUAAAGCAUCUAGCUAUUUUUUUUUGUUCUUGUACAUACUCUUCAAAGAAGGAUUACCUUCUCUACUGCUCACUCCAUCAAGAUGGCUGUUGAAUACUAUGACUUUGGACCUUACAAGAUCCACCAUAGCUCAGUGUUUCAUACAACUGAUCUUUCUUUUGCCUUUGUCAACCUGCGUCCUGCUGUGCCUGGUCAUGUUCUAAUCUGUCCGAAGCGCGAAGUGAAGCGUGUUGCUGAUCUUACUGAUGAUGAGAACAUUGAGUUAUGGCGCAUAGCACAUAAACUUGGUAGACAACUUGAGAGCUACCAUAAUGCAUCAUCACUUAGACUUGCUAUCCAAGAUGGACCCCAAGCUGGACAAUCGGUUCCUCAUGUUCAUAUCCAUAUUCUUCCUUAUUGGAAAAAUGGUGAUUUUGAAAACAAUGAUGAGAUAAAUGAAAAGGAGAAGGAAUUGAAACGGAAGGUAGUGGUUGACAUAGAAAGGAAAGAUAGGAGUCUUGAAGAAAUGGCACAAGAGGCUAAUGAGUAUAGAAAAUUUGUCAUUUCAUAAUAUUAUUACUAUAUAAAGUGUGUUUGAUACUCAGGUAAGUAUCUUAAUCCUUGAAAAAUGAAUUCUAGUUGAGUGGCUACAUCAGAGAUGAGAGUGUAGUUGUUGGGUAUGUUCAAAAGCAUGAAGUGAUAGUUUCUUAGUUAAUUGUAUCUCAAGUAGUCAAGUGUCCUCAUAAUGGAAACUGACUAUAAAACAACCAGAUUGACAAUAAGCUCAGAGAAGAACUUGAAUUUGAAAGAACCAUGUUUGAGUAUCCUAAAUAAGGUUAUGUUUAAAGUCAUCUUAGGAUGUAACUUGCCCCCAAGGAGACACAAAUUAAUUCAGGUUUAAAUAUAGUUUUAGUUCCUUAGUUUACUUUUUUUUUUGUAUGUUUGAUCUUAGAUGGUUGAUUUAACAAUUGUACUAAAAUGUCGUCAAAUAAUAAUAUUUAAAAAGUUCGUAUUGUGUC
Messenger RNA from Medicago truncatula (barrel medic), 1034 nucleotides. Its product is annotated as bifunctional bis(5'-adenosyl)-triphosphatase/adenylylsulfatase FHIT. The record is from RefSeq and is a predicted model, not a curated record. The transcript has 5 exons. Bases 119 to 586 code for a protein of 155 amino acids. Gene Ontology annotation, molecular function: catalytic activity. NCBI's taxonomy places the organism in Eukaryota, Viridiplantae, Streptophyta, Magnoliopsida, Fabales, Fabaceae.